AACUUUGCUUCACCAUACUCUAACUCAUGGCUCCCGUACUCUAGAUUAUUUUGCAGCAAAUCUGUAAAUUAUAGGUAUACUUUUUCAAGACAGAGUUCAUCUUUGUAGCUCUCUUAUAUUGGAACAAAACCUGCUCUAAUUGACUUUGCUUUAGAAGAUGGUUAGUCUUUUGGGAUAGAGGAGUUGAUAAUUAAGUUUUGUUUUGUUUUUGAUACACAGGGGUCCAGAUCUUACAUAAAAUGGAUGUUUCUCACACUAGAUACUGAAUAUUAAGUAGAAAAUCUGUUUAGUAAAAUCUGAGCUGCCAUGGAGGAAAUACCAGUAAAAGUUGCUGUAAGAAUUAGACCUCUGCUGUGCAAAGAAGUUCUUCAUAAUCAUCAAGCUUGUGUGAGAGCUAUUCCAAACACCCAACAAAUUAUCAUUGGGAGAGAUAGAAUCUUUACUUUCGAUUUUGUUUUUGGCAAAAAUUCCACUCAAGACGAAGUUUAUAAUACCUGUAUAAAGCCACUAGUGUUGUCACUCAUUGAGGGCUAUAAUGCAACAGUUUUUGCCUAUGGACAAACUGGAUCUGGGAAGACAUACACCAUUGGAGGAGGCCAUGUUGCUUCAGUUGUGGAGGGUCAAAAGGGUAUCAUUCCUCGUGCUAUCCAAGAAAUAUUUCAAAACAUCUCUGAAAAUCCUAGCAUUGACUUUAAUGUGAAAGUGUCUUAUAUAGAAGUAUACAAGGAAGACCUAAGAGAUCUUCUAGAAUUGGAAACAUCUGUGAAGGAUCUUCACAUCCGAGAAGAUGAAAAGGGAAACACAGUGAUUGUUGGGGCCAAGGAAUGCCAGGCGGAGAGUGCAGAUGAAGUGCUGAGUCUCCUGGAGGUGGGAAAUGCAGCCAGGCAUACGGGUACCACCCAAAUGAACGAGCACUCCAGUAGAUCACAUGCAAUUUUCACAAUCAGUGUUUGUCAAGUGAAGAAAAAUAUAGAGGCAGCCGAAGAUGGAUCGUGGUAUUCCCGUAGACAUAUUGUCUCAAAGUUCCAUUUUGUGGAUUUGGCUGGGUCAGAAAGAGUAACCAAAACAGGGAAUACUGGCGAACGGUUCAAAGAAUCCAUUCAAAUCAACAGUGGGUUGCUGGCUUUAGGAAAUGUAAUAAGCGCUCUUGGGGACCCACGCAGGAAGAGUUCUCAUAUUCCAUAUAGGGACGCUAAAAUUACCCGGCUUCUGAAAGAUUCCCUGGGAGGCAGUGCCAAGACUCUCAUGAUCACUUGUGUCAGCCCAUCGUCCUCGGAUUUCGAUGAGUCCUUAAAUUCUCUCAAAUACGCCAACAGAGCACGCAACAUUAGAAACAAACCCACCUUGAACUUCAGCCCCGAGUCAGACCGUAUGGACGAAAUGGAAUUUGAGAUUAAGUUGCUUCGAGAAGCUUUGCAAAGCCAGCAGUCUGUUAGCAGCCAGACUAGCCAGACCCACCAAGAGGAGACUCCUGAUGAAAAUAAGAUCCAUUCUCUUGAGGAGCAAGUAGCUCAGCUGCAAGGAGAAUGUCUGGGUUACCAAAACUGUAUAGAGGAAGCCUUUACCUUCCUGGUGGACCUGAAAGAUGCCGUGAAACUGAACCAGAAGCAGCAACACAGACUGCAGGAGUGGUUUAACACGACCCAGGAGAUCAGGAAGGCGAUUCUCACCUCAUUCAGAGGGAGCCAAGGCGUAGGAAACCUGGAGGAAGGACCGCAGCAUAUUACAGUUCUCCAGCUGAAGCGAGAGCUUAAGAAAUGCCAGUGUGCUCUUGCAGCUGAUGAAGUAGUAUUUAAUCAGAAGGACCUGGAGGUGAAGGAACUAAAGAAUCAAGUGCAAAUGAUGGUGCAGGAAAACAAAGGACAUGUUGUAUCUUUGAAAGAAGCGCAAAAAGUGAACAGGUUGCAGAAUGAAAAAAUAAUAGAACAACAACUUCUUGUGGAUCAACUGAAUGAAGAACUAACAAAACUUAACCUGUCAAUGACUUCUCCUGCUAAGGAAACUUGUGGAGAUGGGCCAGAUGCCAGGAUCCUUGAAAAGAGACCAUAUACUGUACCAUUUGAUACUCAUUUGGGGCAUUAUAUUUAUAUCCCAGCAAGAUCAGAUUCCAGGAAGGUCCACACAAGUCCUUCUGUAUACUCUCUGGAUCGACUAGUUGCCGGAUUUCGAACACGAAGUCAGAUGCUGCUGGGUCACAUAGAAGAACAAGAUGAAGUCCUCCACUGCCAGUUUUCUGAUAACAGUGAUGAUGAAGAAUCAAAAAGUCAAGAGAAAUCUGAAAUUAGACAUGGAAGUCACUCCCAUUGGAUUCAAAAGCCAGGCUCUGUUUGUUCUCUUGUUGAAUUGAAUGAUAUGCAUGAUCAAACACAAAAGUCAAGAUUGGAGAAUGAAGAUUUAAAAAUUGAAUGUCUCCAGGAGAGUCAAGAGUUGAAUUUGCAAAAAUUAAAGAAUUCAGAACUCAUACUUACUGAAGCUAAACAAAAAAUGAGAGAACUUACAAUUAACAUCAAGAUGAAGGAAGAUCUGAUUAAAGAAUUAAUUAAAACAGGUAAUGAUGCCAAGUCUGUAAGCAAACAGUAUUCUCUGAAAGUAACAAAACUUGAGCAAGAAGCAGAACAAGCAAAAGUGGAAUUAACUGAAACAGAAAAGCAGCUACAGGAACUGGAAAACAGAGAUCUUUCUGAUAUUGCUUUGAAGGUAAAAUUACAGAAGGAGUUUCGUAAAAAGAUGGAUGCCGCAAAGCUGAAAGUCCAGGUCCUACAGAAGAAGCAACAAAAUAGUAAGAAAUUGGCAUCGCUUUCGAUCCAAAAUGAGAAACGUGCUAAUGAACUAGAGCAGAAUGUAGAUCACAUGAAAUAUCAAAAGGUACAGCUGCAAAAAAGACUUCGAGAAGAAAACGAAAAAAGGAAACAACUGGAUGCAGAAAUUAAGCGGGAUCAACAAAAAAUCAAAGAACUACAGUUAAAAACAGAACAGAAAGAAGGUCUAAAACUGAAAGCUGAGGACCUUGAUGCAUUUAAGAUGAGGAGAAAAGGCCCAUUUGGAAGUUUAGACCAACUUCAGAAACUGGAUAAGCAAAAGAAAUGGUUAGAUGAAGAAGUAGAGAAAGUUCUGAACCAACGCCAAGAAUUAGAGAUGCUGGAAGAAGACUUAAAGAAACGGGAGGCCAUAGUUUCUAAGAAGGAGGCCCUGUUACAGGAGAAGAGUCACCUGGAAAAUAAGAAGUUGCGAUCUAGUCAGGCUUUAAACACAGACAGUUUGAAAAUAGCAACUCGCCUGAACUUGUUGGACCAAGAGUUGUCUGAAAAGAAUGUACAGCUCCAGAGCAGCACAGCUGAGGAGAAAAUAAAGAUUUCAGAACAAGUUCAAGCCCUCCAGAAAGAAAAGGAUCAGCUGCAGAGACGAAGAGACAGCGUGGAUGAGAAACUUAAAAAUGGUAGCGUGUUAUCACCGGAAGAAGAACAUGUCCUUUUUCAACUCGAAGAAGGGAUUGAAGCUUUGGAAGCUGCAAUUGAAUACAAGAACGAAGGUAUCCAGAGUCGCCAGAAGUCACUCAGAGCUUCAUUCCAAAACCUCUCUCACAGUGAAGCAAAUGUCUUGGAAAAGCUAAUUUGCCUGAAUCCAGUUGAGAUUAGAGCUAUUCUUCUCAGAUAUUUCAAUAAGGUGGUUAAUUUGCGAGAAGCUGAACGGAAACUGCAGUUACAGAAUGAAGAAAUUAAAAUGAAAGUUCUGGAACGGGAUAAUACAGUUCGUGAGUUGGAAUCUGCACUGGAACAUCUGAAAUUGCAGUGUGACCGGAGACUGACGCUCCAGCAAAAGGAACAUGAGCAAAAAAUGCAGCUGCUCUUACAUCAUUUCAAAGAGCAAGAUGGGGAAGGCAUUGUGGAAACUUUAAAAAAUUAUGAAGAUAAAAUCCAGCAGCUGGAAAGAGAUCUUUAUUUCUAUAAGAAAACCAGCAGAGAUCUUAAGAAGAAACUUAAGGAACUGUUAGGGGAAGCAAUUCGGCGGCAACUAGCACCAUCAGAAAGAAUUAUUCUUGACAGAAGUAUUUUAAAAGAAGAAACCUUUACAAUGGCCUCAGCAGUACUUAGUUCUGUUCCCACCACUGCUUCUCGUUUCGCCUUGUUGCAAGUGGACAGUGGCAGUGGUUCUGAUUCUGAGCCUGGAAAAAGCAAAGGUCGGAAUCCUGGAAAGUCUCAUACUAAUAAAUCAACUACAAAUGAGAAGAAGAGAGAGAAAAGAAGAAAAAAGAAGGAACAGCAACAGAGUGAAGCAAAUGAGCUCAGGAAUCUUGCUUUUAAGAAAAUUCCCCAGAAAUCCUCCCAUGCUGUGUGUAAUGCUCAACAUGAGCUUUUAUUACCAAACCCAGUACAGAAAGAUUCACGAGAAGAAAAUUGGCAAGAAUGGAGACAAAAAGAUGAACAGCUGACAUCUGAAAUGUUUGAAGCAGAUCUUGAGAAGGCAUUGUUGCUAAGCAAAUUAGAAUAUGAAGAACACAAAAAGGAAUAUGAAAAUGCUGAAAAUACUUCAACUCAGUCAAAGGUUAUAAAUAAGAAAGAUAAAAGAAAGACCCAUCAGGGAAAAGACAAACCUCUUACAGUAUCACUAAAAGAGUUUCAAUCUGAAGAUCACAAUAGUAAAAAGACUGAGGAAUUGAGUUCUUCUCAGACUUUAUCACAUGAUGGAGGAUUCUUCAAUAGACUGGAAGAUGAUGUUCAUAAAAUUCUUAUUAGAGAAAAAAGAAGAGAACAGCUUACAGAAUAUAAUGGAACAGAUAAUUGCACAGCUCAUGAGCACAACCAGGACGUAGUUUUAAAAGAUGGAAGAAUUGAAAGACUAAAGUUGGAACUUGAAAGGAAAGAUGCUGAGAUCCAGAAGCUGAAAAAUGUGAUUACUCAGUGGGAGGCAAAGUAUAAAGAAGUAAAGGCAAGAAAUGCACAGUUACUGAAAAUGCUUCAGGAAGGUGAAAUGAAAGAUAAAGCAGAAAUUCUUCUGCAAGUUGAUGAAUCACAAAGUAUCAAGAAUGAGCUAACUGUACAGGUGACUUCCCUUCAUGCUGCAUUAGAACAAGAAAGAUCUAAAGUGAAAGUAUUACAAGCAGAAUUAGCCAAAUAUCAGGGUGGCAGAAAAGGGAAAAGAAACUCUGAAUCCGACCAGUGUAGGUGAUUCCAUUAGCCUUUGAGGUCAACACAAAAAUUAAAACUUUCAGGGUUUUGCAAAAAUGUGUAUAUUUAAUGCUGUACAAUUGCUAAACUAUGCAGUUUUUGUUGAAGAAACCUAAAUGAUUAGCUCACUAACAGUCUAUAAUUUUUGGCUUAAAGUGAAAAGAAGAGAAAUAGAAUUCCAGCAGAACUCAGUGAUUAUUAUUACUAUUCAUACUUCUUAUCACUUUAGUUUUUCAUCAGUCAAUAAAAUUAAUUUACUCUUCCAUUAAUAUGUUUGACUUUUUAAAUUUCAGAAACAAUGUGAAAGUAUUUUUGCAUAUAGCACAAUUAAUGGAUUUAAGCUUAGUGAAUAUUUACUCAGCACUUUCUGCAUGUGAAACCCUACAAACACAGAAGAUAUCCUCAGAUUGCUUAUGCUCAGGGGAAGUAGAAGGUGGGGCAUAGGUAAUGACAACAGCAAAAAUAAUUACUAUACAUAUAAGAGUGUGAUAUCACAUUGUUUGGAAAUUGAAAAAACUUGCAUGAGACAGUUUUCGUAAGGUGGAUGCCUUUUUUGUAAAUUUUUCGAGAGGCAUUCCAGGCAGAAUGAACAAAAUCUAGGCUGAAGUAUUUGUUUAAAGAACAGUCUGGUUAGAGGACAGAAAUUAGACACACAGAAUAGGAAGAGCAGUGAUGUGAGGGAGGAAUGAAUGAGAUAUUUUUCACUGGUGUAAUCAAUUACUGGAAUAGUCAGCAUUUAUGGGAUUUUUUUUAGUGUAGUCAAUGAAAUACAAAUAUGAUUCAUUAAAAUACAGAGGAUUUUGUUUGUUUGUUUUAUGACAAAGAUAAAGGUCUUGCCCCCAAAACAAGCAUUAACUGAAAGACUCCACUUCAUGAGUCUUUAAGAAAAAAUGUCAGCAUUGCCUAUAUGUUUGGCUUCUUCCAUGAAGUUACAUGAACUUAGCAAAGAAUUGUGACUUACACAUAACACUUAGUUCUCUCUGGCACAGAGUAGAUGUUAAAGAAUUAUUUGUUUAAUUGAUAAAGUGGUAAAGCCUCUUUAGGUAGUUUUUCCCUAAUUUUACCUUUGAUUAAGAAUAGGUACCAUCAAAACCUAAUUAUUUCAUUCAAUAUAUUUGGUAAUGCAUGAUACCAUAUUUUUCAACCCAGUGAUGAGCAAGAUCAAAUUUGUAAUACUGUCUUAUAUGAACAAGCUAAAUAGAACUUGAAUAGUUUCAAUUAUAAUUCAGUUAUCCAAGCAGUUAAUGAACUGAAUUACCAACGCUCAGUAUAUUAUCACUUAUCUUUGAUUAUCUACCAGUACACUAUCCAUUUUGUACAUUAUCUAACAUCUAGCACAGUGCUUGGUACAUGGUAGACACUCAAUAGAUAUGCCAUUUUCUAUUAGUGUGUAUAUUGGCUUAAAAUCACCUGGGCACGUAGAAAACUUCAUUGAUUUUCCUCUUUUACAUUGGGUAUUCUCUGGAGUACUGCACUCAUAACUUUGUUUCCCCCCUGAAUUCUUUUCCCUUGAUUGAUGUAGCCACUACUGUGGAUUAAUCUGUCACUGCUAGACCAUUCUCUCAGUUUCAACAGGGAAAGUUUUAUUUAGUUAGAGAUAGAAAAGACAAUCUGGGGGGGAGGGCAUAGCUCAGUGGUAGAGCACGUGCUUAUCUUGCACGAGGUCCUGGGUCCAAUCCUAGUACCUCCAUUAAAACAAAUAAUUAAAUAACCUAAUUACUUCCCCCCUCAAAAAAAAAUUAAAAAAAAAAGACAAUCAGUGACCAGCUGGUGAUUCUUCUGUUAGAUUGAUUUAUCAGGCAUUCCUUUUUAAUAAAUAUCAUUACUCAGAUUCUUUUCUGAAUGUUCAGUGAAAUUAUCAAUAGCUUAUUAUGUGCUGGGCAUUGUGCUAAGUUCUAGAGAUGCAAAUAUGACCAAAAUUGGAAGAAAACAGAAAUGUAAAGAACUAUUCAUAAAAUAUUCCAAUAAAUAAUAAUAUUGAUAUACUCAGAUUGCUAUUGGAGUACAGAAGAAAAUGCAUCUUACUAUUUCAAAGAGGUAACUUAGACAAUUUGUUUUAAUUACUUCAAACUCCAUUAGUAAUAUAUUACUUAAAAAGUGAUUAUGGCAACAUAGCAAGUUAUUUAAAUGGAUCAAAUAUUUUAGACAUCUUCUAUGGGAUUUUUGACAUUUUCUGUGGUGUGUUAGUAAAGCUAGAGGAACCAGAGCUAUGUUCAGGUCCUAGUUUUAUUACCUUGGCUCAAAAUAAAUAAUUAGUAAAUGAUUGAACAGCAUGAAAUUGGGUAUCAAAUGAGAAUAGCUAGUGAAAAUAUUGGGUAGAAAGCUAUGUAAGAUGCCGUUUCUACUUUCAAAUUAUUUUCAGUCUAAUAUGAAUAAUAAAAGAGCACAGUACAUAAAUAACUGAAAUUCAAGGCAGAAUACAGUGGAUUCCAUAACAAUUUUAUGGAAGAGAGUAUAUUUGUUCAGGAAAGUCAAGUGUUACUUAUUGAAAAAAGUAACAUUUUAAAUUGGUUCUUAAAGAAUAGGCAGCUUUUCCACAAAGUUUUAAGGGGUGGAGGUUAUUUAACAAAAAAGAAAAAUAAAAAAAGAGGGAAGAAGGAAAAGCAGUGUGUUCAGGAUACAGAAAGAUAGCAAGGAGUGAAACUGAGUGCCUUCAUUUUGCCUGGAGCGUAGGCAGUAAUGAGGUAAACAGAAAGGUUGUUUGGGGAUAGUUGUUCUUCAUCUUAAGUUUCAGAUUAAGUAGUCUAUACAUAAUUUGGUAAGCAUGGGAGAACCAUUAAGAGUUUAUGGACGAAGCGAUGCAAUCAAAGUUGUCCUUUAAGAAGACUGAAAUGACAGUGAUAUAAUAGGAAAUUACAGAAGAAUCAAUUUGGAAAUAUCAAGGAAGCUUUUAUAAUAGUAGAAACAGGAGAUAAAGAGGAUCUGAACUAGGGAGGUAGCAGUGGGACUCAGAAAAUGAAAUAAAAAACAUUCCCAGGGUGGAAUCUAGCAAACGUGUACAAAAGAACAAGGACAUCAGAGGUGAAAACAAGAUCUCAAGCCUAAAUGAGAGUGAGAAUGAGAGGGCCACUAGUAGGGUGCACUGAUGGAGGACUUAACGUCGGGGAAAGGGACAGAAAUGACUUUUUAAUAAAAUUAAUUAUUUAAAUUGAAGUACAGUCGGUUACAAUGUGUCGAUUUCUGGUGUACAGCAAAUGUCCCAGUCAUGCAUAUACAUACGUACAUUUGUUUUCAUAUUCUUUUGAAAAGACUUUUGACUUGUUAAAUUGGAUUUGCCUACAGAGCAUCUGAAGGUAGAGAAUCCAAGAAGUUGGAGAUAUAGAUCUAUUCCUUUGAGGAAAGACUGAAGUUAACAGAUUUGGGAUCCGUCUACAAUAAAGUUGUAUAAAUAGUUGACAAACCCAAAGGAAAAGGUUUUUGAAGAGAAAUAUUGCUGAGUACAGACUUUGGGAAUGGUAGGAAACAGAGCGGUGAGAAAGGUGGGAGGCAUGGUUAUGAGUAUUGCAGAGCGGUCUUAGGUUAUGAGCCUGAGGAAAGACUACUGGAUUUAACAGCUAAAGGACAUGUUAAUCACCUUCAAAAAUAGCUUUUGCAAGGGCACAGAGCAAGGCACUGAGGAGAAAGUUAUACUCCUUAAGCUUUUGUUAGUUAUAAGGGGCCCCCAAGGUGCCUUAAAGGGGCUACAGGGUUGAGUGAAUUUGGUUUGUUUACAUUCAGGACUGAGUAGACUUUUACUAUGUUCAUAAACAAAAAGGAGCCAAUAAAGG
Messenger RNA from Vicugna pacos (alpaca), 8932 nucleotides. The record is from RefSeq and is a predicted model, not a curated record. Lineage: Eukaryota; Metazoa; Chordata; Mammalia; Artiodactyla; Camelidae.